AUGCCGCCUCGCCGCUCGACGCGCGCGGCUCGCGCAUCCGCCGAGCCCGCCCCUGCUCCGAAAGCAGCGCCGUCAAAACGCAAACGCACCGAUCCCGUCGCCGAAGCCGAGCAAGAGAACAUCAAACCCGCACCAAGAACGCGUAGGUCGACAUCAACCAACCCCGGUACAGCGCCGGCACCGAAGGGCCGCGUUUCAACCCGCGCGCGGAAGUCUCUGGAAGAUGUACCAGAGUCCGACGAUGAGAUUCAGGAGAUAGAGCCACCGCGCCCUGCGAAGAAGUCGCGCCCCUCGUUAGAGACGGACGAGGGGGACGAUGACGACGAUGAAGUGGUCGAAGAAGCCUCUGCAGCCCUUGCACAAGUAGCAGAGGAGGAAGAGGAGCAUUCGCUCUUGGAUCCCCCCAUAUCAUCUGCCCCUCCGCCGCAAGUUAUGCCUGCGAUCCCCGAGGAGCCGCAAGGGCCCAAACCCCGUCUCGUCAUCUAUAAGAUGGCUCUGGUUAAUUUCAAGAGUUAUGCUGGUAGGCAAGAGAUCGGUCCAUUCCACAAGUCCUUCUCAGCCAUUGUGGGCCCGAAUGGCUCGGGGAAGUCUAAUACAAUCGACGCUCUGUUAUUUGUCUUUGGUUAUCGAGCCUCGAAGAUGCGCCAGGGAAAGCUGUCUGAGUUGAUCCACAAUAGCGCGAGAUAUCCUGACUUGGAUGAGUGCAGCGUCGAAGUGCAUUUCCGGGAAAUCAUGGAUUUGCCCGGACCGGACGCAUUCGAGGUCAUUCCUGACUCUACGCUUGUGGUCGCGCGCACGGCAUUCAAGAACAAUUCGAGCAGGUAUACGAUCAAUAGCCGCCAAAGCAACUACAAGGAGGUUCAGACGUUGCUCAAGGGUCGGGGUAUCGACCUCGAUCACAAUCGCUUUCUGAUUCUGCAGGGUGAAGUAGAAUCUAUCGCGCAAAUGAAGCCAAAAGCACCUUCAGAACAUGAGGAUGGCUUGCUCGAGUAUCUCGAGGACAUCAUUGGCACCUCCCAGUACAAGGAGCCAAUCGAGGAAGCGCUUACCGACAUGGACCACCUCUCUGAGGAGCGCACAGAGAAGCUUAACAGGCUGCGAAUCGUAGAGCGGGACCGCAACGCGCUGGAGGCUAAGAAGAAGGAGGCUGAGAACUACCUGCGCAUGUUCAACGAACACGUCCGUGCGCUGUCGCGGUUGUGGCAGUGGUACCUAUGGCAGUGUCUAAUGAACGCCGAAGCAUUCGAGAAGAAAAUCGAAGGGCUCGAGGGCGAUCUUGAACACGAGCAAGAGCAGAAUCGCGAUGACAUUGAACAUUAUGAGGCUCUCAAGAAACACUACAACGAGCGUGUUGCCAUCUACGAGGAAGUCAAAGCGGCCGCAGCGGAAGCCAUGAAAGAUCUCGCUGCGCAAGAGAAACAGCAAGUUAGUCUAGACGAGAAGAGAAAGCACGCUAAUAGCAAGGCAAAGAAGCUCAAGAAGUCUUUGCAAGACGAUGAACAUGCUCGCAGCGAUGCCUUGCGUGCGAUCGAAGAGAACACCGCAAAGAUCGAGCGAGAGAAAGCCAAACUCGAGGAGCUGGAAGAAUCGCUCGCACAAGAAGAGGACGUACUUGAGGAGAUCCGUGAUAGCUUGAAAGAUAAAACGCAAGUAUUCCACGACAAGAUCGAGAUUAAGCAGAAGGAGCUGCAGCCAUGGACUGCCAAGAUCAACGCCAAACAAGCGGAGAUUGACUUGGCGGCCAGUGAACGUGACAUGCUCGCCAAGAAAGCUGAAAGUGCAAUGGCUGCGAGCAAAGAAGCGCAAGACCAGCUAGAACAGCUCCAAGCCGAUCAGGAGGCUAAGGUCGCAGAAUUGAGAAGCCUCAAGGAGACCAGGAGGAACAGCGCAGAGGAGGUACAGGAGAAGGAGCAGAGCCUCCAGGAUUUGCAAGCGCGCGUACAGCAGCUGCGGGGCAAGGCAUCUGCGUCUCGUCAGAAGGCUGAAGAAGCUAAGGCCUCGCAGGCGGCGAGUACAUCGCAGAACAAAGUCUUGGACAGCCUUACUCGUCUCCGUAGUACCGGCCGGAUAUCAGGCUUCCAUGGCCGACUUGGCAGCCUCGGCACUAUCCCCGAUAAGUACGACGUCGCCGUGUCGACAGCAUGUGGGGCGCUCAACAACUUGGUCGUGGACACUGUUGAGCAAGGUCAGGCAUGUAUCGAGUACCUACGCAAGCAGAACGUGGGCCGAGCCUCCUUCAUGGUGCUCGAGAAGCUGUCCAAUCGCGGUAUGGAGAAAAUCAAUACCCCAGAGAACGUUCCGAGGCUAUUCGAUCUCAUCAAGCCCAAGGACCCACGCUUCGCUCCGGCGUUCUUCAAGGGCGUAAAUAACACUCUGGUCGCCGAUGACCUUGAUCAAGCAAAUCGCAUUGCAUUUGGCGGAUCCAGGAGAUGGCGUGUGGUCACACUGGCUGGCCAAUUGAUCGAUUCCUCUGGAACAAUGUCUGGCGGUGGUACUCAUGUCGCACGGGGCGGUAUGAGCUCCAAGUUGGCGGCGGAAGCCGUUCCACCAGAUGUCAUAAGGAAGUAUGACCAGGACAGUGAGCAAGCUGCCAGAGAGCUCGAGCAGGCGCAGGAGCAUCUUCGUCAGAUUGAAGCCGAGCUGGAAGCUGUAUCCAGAUCCGGGCCGCAACUCGACAUUGCUAUCGAGAAGGCAACGCUGGGCAUUCAGACUGGCGCCAAGCGUAUCGCUGACGCCGAAAAACGCAUGCGAGAGCUCAAGUCCCAGACAAAGCCUAACGCCGGCGACAUGGCUCGCAUCAAGACACUUGAAGCAGAGAUCGCCUCGUCUACCUCAGAGCUCGAAAAGCUGCAGAAGAAGACGGGUGCAAUCGAGCAGGAGAUCAAGGCUCUGGAGAAGAAGAUCCUCGAGAUCGGUGGUGCGCGUCUAUUGUCGCAAAAGUCCAAGGUCGAUGGUAUACGUCUCCAUAUCAAUCUCGCAAACGACGAGAUCACCAAGACCGAAGUUGCUAAGGCAAAAGCGGAUAAGGACUCUGUUAAGCUAGAAGCCACCGUCGAAUCUAACACCAGGGCCUUGAAGGAGGUCGAGGCUGAGCUAGCGGAACUCACUGAACAGAUUCAGGAGAUCGCUGACUACGUCCGUGAGCUCCAGGAGAAAGUCGAGGCGGCGCAGGCCGCAGCAGAGAACUCAAAAGACGAUCUAGAGACCAGGAAGAACGAGCUGGAUGCAAAAGAGGAGGAAAUCCAGAAGUUCCGGCAGAAGGAGAUGGAACUCGAGCAGUCCUUAAACGAUGCCAAGAAGGACGCUACCGAGAACGAGCGCACCCUUGAUCAUUGGAGAACUCAACACGACAACCUCAACUUGGAGGAGGUCGAGUCAGUUGAUGAUGACGACGACGAAGGGGAUGCAGGGCCGAACGCCGACGCUACAGAUGUCAAGCCAGAUCCGGAUAAGCCUCCCAAAGGCAAGGCCCGUGCUCGCUCGCCCUCCGAUGAGCUCCACGUCUACAGCGCUGAGGAGUUGUCCCAGUUCAGAAAGAGGGAGCUCAUCGCGGAUGCCGAGUUGCUCGACGAGAAACUCAAGAACUCCAAGCCUGAUCUCAGUGUGCUGAAGGACUACCGAAAGCGUGAAGAGGAGUUCUUGAAACGCGCGCAGGAUCUCGAGGCUGUCACGAAAGAGCGAGAUGCCAAGAAGCAAGAAUAUGACAGACUCACUAAGCAGCGUCUCGAUGAGUUCAUGGCGGGCUUCGGUACAAUAUCCCUGAAGCUGAAGGAGAUGUACCAGAUGAUCACGCUCGGUGGUAACGCUGAGCUAGAGCUCGUUGACAGCAUGGAUCCGUUCUCGGAAGGCAUCAUCUUCAGUGUUAUGCCGCCGAAGAAGAGCUGGAAAAACAUCUCCAAUCUAUCAGGCGGAGAGAAGACGUUGAGUUCUCUCGCCUUGGUGUUCGCUUUGCACGUGUAUAAGCCUACCCCGCUCUACUUCAUGGACGAGAUUGAUGCGGCGCUUGACUUCCGCAACGUAUCGAUUGUCGCGAACUACAUCAAAGACCGCACGAAGAACGCGCAAUUUAUCAUCAUUUCGCUGAGAAACGACAUGUUCGAGUUGAGUCAUCGACUCAUCGGUAUCUACAAGACGGCGAAUGCUACACGCAGUAUUUCCAUCGACAACCAGCCUCUGAAUACUAUCCCACUAAAUGCAGUAUCCGCAUGA
Messenger RNA from Postia placenta MAD-698-R-SB12, 4209 nucleotides. RefSeq lists its product as hypothetical. The transcript is spliced from 21 exons. Gene Ontology annotation, biological process: mitotic chromosome condensation. The coding region runs from base 1 to 4209 and encodes 1402 amino acids. NCBI's taxonomy places the organism in Eukaryota, Fungi, Basidiomycota, Agaricomycetes, Polyporales, Adustoporiaceae. Gene Ontology annotation, molecular function: ATP binding; protein binding; ATP hydrolysis activity. Gene Ontology annotation, cellular component: chromosome. The record is from RefSeq and is a predicted model, not a curated record.